Molecule: messenger RNA, 919 nt
Organism: Mycotypha africana
Lineage: Eukaryota; Fungi; Mucoromycota; Mucoromycetes; Mucorales; Mycotyphaceae
Product: ribosomal protein L30, ferredoxin-like fold domain-containing protein
Exons: 3
Coding region: 51-800 (249 amino acids)
Biological process (GO): maturation of LSU-rRNA from tricistronic rRNA transcript (SSU-rRNA, 5.8S rRNA, LSU-rRNA)
Cellular component (GO): cytosolic large ribosomal subunit
Molecular function (GO): structural constituent of ribosome; RNA binding
Source: RefSeq, a predicted model, not a curated record
AUCCUAAUGUUUGCUCUUCCUCUUUUUACAUCAGUUCAGACAGUACCAACAUGGUUGCUUACAACGUCCCUGCUGCCAACGACAUCCUCGUCCCUGAAACUCUCUUGAAGAAGAACAAGGCCAACGAAAAGGCUGCCGAAACUGCUGCCUCCAAGAAGGCUGAACUUCGCAAGGCCAAGAUUGCCAAGAGACGUGAUAUCUUCAAGCGUGCCGCUAAGUAUGCUGCUGAAUACCAAGCCAAGGAACGCAACGAAAUCCGUCUCCGUCGUCAAGCCAAGGCUCAAGGUAACUACUACGUUCCCGCUCAAGAGAAGCUUGUCUUCGUUGUUCGUAUCCGUGGUAUCAAUGGUAUCGCCCCCAAGCCCCGUAAGGUCUUGCAACUCUUGCGUCUUCUCCAAAUCAACAACGGUGUCUUUGUCCGUCUCAACAAGGCUACCUCUGAAAUGCUCCAAUUGAUCCAACCUUACGUCGCUUACGGUUACCCUAACCUUAAGACCAUCCGUGAAUUGAUCUACAAGCGUGGUUAUGCCAAGCUCAACAAGCAACGUAUCCCCAUCCACGAUAACGCUGUCAUUGAACAAGCUCUUGGUAAGUACAACAUCGUCUGUGUUGAAGACUUGAUCCACGAAAUCGCUACCGUCGGUCCCCACUUCAAGGAAGCCAACAACUUCCUCUGGCCCUUCAAGCUCUCCAACCCCAACAACAUGUGGCGCGAACGUAAGUUCCUCAACUACGUUGAAGGUGGUGAUACUGGUAACCGUGAAGAAUACAUCAACAAGUUGGUUCAAUCCAUGAACUAAGAAUCUUGAUAUAAGAGAGGAAAAGGAGGUUUUUGUCCCCCCUUUUUUUUUUGUAAUAAAUCAUUUUUAUUCAUUCUGAAAUAAAUGGCUGAUUGUUUGGUAAAAAAUUGACAGUGGUC